Messenger RNA from Medioppia subpectinata, 501 nucleotides. The record is from the annotation of a GenBank genome assembly. Lineage: Eukaryota; Metazoa; Arthropoda; Arachnida; Sarcoptiformes; Oppiidae.
CCCGGAUUAGAGUGUUCAAAUUUACCAAAAGUACAAAUAAAAGUGUGGGAAUGUGUGGAAGAAAAUGGUUUUAUAUUUGUUUGGCACCACUCGGAGGGAGAGGAAGCCAAUUGGUUUCCCAUUCAGAUCCCAGAAAUACGUCAAUCAAAACUGGUCUAUAGGGGAAGAGCCGAGCAUAUCGUCAAAUGUCAUCUCCAGGAAAUCCCAGAAAACGGGGCAGACGUCCAGCAUUUGAAUGAAUUACAUGAGGGCCCGGAAUUCUUGGGAACAGUUGUCAAUCGGUCAAAGUUUUACAACUUUGUCAUCAAAUUCUUGCGCUACGACUGGAGGGCCAAUUGGCAGCCGUGUCCGGCGCCCGACCAACACAUCGCCCGUCUGGACCUGCGGUCGACGUACUCUCUCUUUGGCUAUCCAUUGAUGCCAUUCAGUUUGGAUGUCCUACAGAUAGGGCCGGCGAACGUCCAUUUGAAGCUCACCAUUCACUUCUUGGGCGAAAUGAAC